Larimichthys crocea (large yellow croaker) is the source of this 1575-nucleotide messenger RNA. RefSeq names its product serpin peptidase inhibitor, clade F (alpha-2 antiplasmin, pigment epithelium derived factor), member 1 (gene serpinf1). The transcript is spliced from 8 exons. Gene Ontology annotation, biological process: negative regulation of endopeptidase activity; negative regulation of angiogenesis. The record is from RefSeq and is a predicted model, not a curated record. The coding region runs from base 112 to 1326 and encodes 404 amino acids. Gene Ontology annotation, molecular function: serine-type endopeptidase inhibitor activity. Lineage: Eukaryota; Metazoa; Chordata; Actinopteri; Sciaenidae.
GCCGCUGUGGGCGCAGGGCCAGGGGGCGUCGACAGGGCUAGACUCGUCUCAUCUGCAGUGAGAGACAGAAAGAGUCUGAGCGACGUGGACCAUCUGAGAGCAGAGAAGAGGAUGAAGCGAGCAACUUUCUUGCUGGUUUUUGGAGUCGUCCUGAGCUUCUGUCAGGCUCAGACGGAGACAGCAGGCGAGGAGACAGCUGCAGAGGAGGAACAUGUGGAGCUCUUCACCACACCUCAGACUAAGAUGGGCGCCGCAACCUCGGAUUUUGGCUACAACCUGUUCCGUGCUCUGGCAAGCCGCGAAACCACGUCCAACAUCUUCCUGUCCCCCAUCAGUGUGUCCGCGGUGCUGACGCAGCUAUCCAUGGGAGCAUCUGAGCGUGCUGAAAAACAGCUGUACAGGGCUCUGCGCUACCACACCCUGCAGGACCCUCAGCUCCACAACACCCUGAAAGACCUGGUGGCCUCAGUCAAAGCGCCCGGCAAAGGCCUGAGCACUGCUGCACGCCUCUAUCUGGCACGCCGACUUCGUCUGAAGCAGGAGUUCUUCACUCUUGUGGAGCAGCAGUAUGGAGUUCGUCCCAAAGCAUUUCAGGGAGUAAACAGAGAUAUGGCCGAAAUCAACACCUGGGUAGCUCAGGAGACAGGCGGGAAAGUACAGCGCUUCCUGACCUCAGCCUUCCCCCGAACCUCUGGAGUGAACACUGUGAGUGCCGCCUACUUUAAAGGGAAGUGGGUGACUCGGUUUGGUCAGAGUCGACCAGCGGAGAACUUCCAAGUGGAAGGUGCGGCUCCUGUCAAUAUUCCCAUGAUGCAACAGGAUAACUACCCUGUGAAGAUGGGUGCAGACUCAGAUUUGAGCUGCACGAUCGCUCAGAUCCAGAUGCAGGACGAUGUCAGCAUGUUCAUCUUCCUGCCUGAUGAUGUGACCACCAACAUGACCCUGGUGGAAGAGAGUCUGACCGCCGAGUUCGUUCAGGAUCUCUCCAUGACGCUCCUUCCUGCCAAGGUGUCCCUCACUCUGCCCUCAAUGAAACUCAGCUACUCCACAGACCUGCUGCCUCUGCUUGGCGACCUUGGUCUUGAUGAAUGGCUAGCGGACACAGGCCUGGAGAAGAUCACGACUCAGGCUGCCACGCUCAGCAGUGUCAAACACAAGGUCGUCAUGGAGACAGCCCCCGAGGGGAACCAGUACCCUAGCAUCACCUCAACGCCAAGCCACCUGGUCUACCGAGUGGACCGCCCCUUCCUCUUCUUGAUCCGGGAUGAAGCGUCGGGGGCGCUGCUCUUUAUCGGCAGGGUGGUCAACCCCAAGGCCCUGAAAUAACACACACACCCACCCACACACACUCUUAGCAGGUCCUAGGAGGGAAUGUUUGCUUUGCGUUUGUGGGGGCAGAUAUUUGAGAGGAUAUUUGAUUUGAUUUGAUUUGACACGAUUCUUUACUUUUCAUGUUGAAAUAAUCUCACAGGAUAUACAAACACACUGACGAUACAGAUAUUUUACCAAAGGAUUGUUUUUUAAGAAAUCAAAUAUCAUUGUGUGAAAUGAAAUAAACACGACAAUGAAACAAAA